AUGAGGAAUACCACUGGCAUUCGCUGUCUCCUCGUCAUCGCCAAUAUCAGCGACCAGAUAGUCCACCUAAAAGAGACUAUUGAGGUGUCAAUUAGCGACAAAGGACGCCCCCGCGUCAAGGAGACUGGGCUCAGGCCCCCGCUCAAGUUUAGCAGGAGUCCUCCCUCUUCCCCCGCCUCUUCCGCCUCCGCCCCCGCUGUCGCAACCACCAUCUCCGUCAGAGAUAAUCUUCUUGACGCCAACCUCUCCUACUUCGGUUCCGAUGGGGAGCUCCAGACCGUCACCAUUUCUGAUCUCACCAAGGGCAAGAAAGCCAUCUUCUUCGCCAUCCCGGGGAUCUUUACCUCGACGUGCUCGCAGAAGCACCUCCCUGGAUUUGUGGAAAAGGCUGGGGAGCUGCAUGCCAAAGGCAUGGACACCAUUGCCUACAUCUCGGUCAACAACGCUUUCGUGAUGCAUGCCUGGAAGAAGGAUCUCAACAUUAGGGACGAGGUUUUUUUACUCUCCGAUGGAAACAGGGAGUUCACCCGGGCACGAGGGGUGGAGUUGGAUCUGUCAGACAAGCCCAUGGGCCUAGGCGUCCGAUCUCGGCGCUAUGCGUUGCUGCCAGAAGAUAGGGUUGUCAAAGUGCUCAACUUGGAGGAUGGAGGUGCCUUUACCUUCAACGGUGCCGAGGACUUGUUGAAAGUCCUUUAA
Zingiber officinale is the source of this 696-nucleotide messenger RNA. RefSeq names its product peroxiredoxin-2E-2, chloroplastic-like. NCBI's taxonomy places the organism in Eukaryota, Viridiplantae, Streptophyta, Magnoliopsida, Zingiberales, Zingiberaceae. Bases 1 to 696 code for a protein of 231 amino acids. The record is from RefSeq and is a predicted model, not a curated record. Gene Ontology annotation, molecular function: thioredoxin peroxidase activity. Gene Ontology annotation, cellular component: cytoplasm. The transcript has 3 exons. Gene Ontology annotation, biological process: cellular response to oxidative stress; hydrogen peroxide catabolic process; cell redox homeostasis.